Rhodamnia argentea is the source of this 3010-nucleotide messenger RNA. RefSeq lists its product as uncharacterized. The record is from RefSeq and is a predicted model, not a curated record. The transcript has 7 exons. NCBI's taxonomy places the organism in Eukaryota, Viridiplantae, Streptophyta, Magnoliopsida, Myrtales, Myrtaceae. Bases 394 to 3009 code for a protein of 871 amino acids. Gene Ontology annotation, biological process: intracellular signal transduction.
AAAGGGAAAACAACAAGGGAUAAAAAACAAGAGUGUGUCUUUAAAGCCCACGGAGUUGUUCCCGCUUCUCACGCUCGCUCAUCCUCUCCUCCCUCCAUUUCUAUGGUUUUCAAGUUCUCGAAUUUCGAUCCUUUUUGUUCCCCCAUUUUCAGUUUUAUUUGGUGCAACUCCCCCAAGAACCAAGAAAAGUCCACCGUUUCUCCCCAUUUUCAAACCCCUUCUCUCCCGUUUCCUCCUCCUCCUCCUCCUUUGAAUCUUCUUCACCUUCCCCUGUUUUUCUUCACGACCCUCUUCAAUCUGAAGCGUCGAUCUUCUUCUCUCGGAUCGGAAAAUGAAAUUCUGAAAACUUGGUUUGAAUUAGUUACUAUUCAGUUAGUUUGAUCGUGCUGGGUCAUGGACAAGGAACAUUCUAGUCAAGAUGCUAACUCUCCACAAGCUGAGAAGGUAAGGGAAAAUGCAACUGGUGCUCCCAGUAAUAAUGAUCAAGAUAAAAGAUUAGAGGACGAAGCAGUCAUGCACAAGGAAGACACUAAUAGGGAAGAAAAUAGCUCCUCAGAAACUGAGAAGGUAGAGCAAGGUGGAGUUGAUAACGUUGACAAGACGGUUCAAGAUGAACCAUCAGAAAACAUAGAAUCUCCGAAUGAUGUCAAGGCCAGUGCAAAGCAAGAUGACCAAGAUGAACCGUCAAAAAACCUAGAAGCUCUGAGUGAUGUCAAGACCUGUGCCAAGCCAGAAAAUGACAGCGGAAAAGACUUGUCUGAAGAAGUCAUGCACAAAGAAGACACUAAUAGGGAAGAAAAUAGCUCCUCAGAAACCGAGAAGGUAGAAGAAGGUGGAGUUGAUAAUGUUGACAAGACGGUUCAAGAUGAACCAUCUGAAAGCAUAGAAGCUCCGAAUGAUGUCAAGGCCAGUGCAAAGCAAGAUGAUCAAGAUGAACCAUCAAAAAACGUAGAAGCUCUGAAUGAUGUCAAGACCAGUGCCAAGCCAGAAAAUGACAGUGGAAAAGACUUGUCUGACAAGUUGAAUGGGCAAAUAGAUGCAGAAUCUAAAGCUCAAGCGGAAAAAUCAGAUAAUACCCAUAAACAAUAUGAUGCUGGUGAUGAAAAAAGUGACGAUGGGAACUUGGAGCACAGGGCUAAGGAAGAAGUAAGCCAAUCUAUGAAGGAAACUGACAAUAUCAGCGAGGAAAAGGAAGCUGAGCCCGUUUUUGAUGGAACGGAAGUUCCAGGAAUGGAAAGUAUUAGGUCUACAUCUCUCCGCUCUUUGGAUCUUGAUCCAGAAACUCAGGGAAGCAAUUGGCCUGAGAAGGCAGCUGCCAUUAAGAACUUUGUCAUGGACAAGAGUGCAGAUGCAGUCUCCACCGUCUUGCGUCGCCUUUCUGGAAAAAAAGGUGAUGAUGAGGAAGUCGCUACUCAGGAAAAUAAAGAGGAUGGAGAGUCCUGCCAAGAAGUUAAAGCUGAAGAAGCUUCUCAAAAAGCAUCAGAAAAAUCCACAUGGAACCCUCUUAGCUAUUUCAAGUUUACUAGAGAUGCUGAUGAAGAAAACAAAGCUGAGCAGCAGGAGGUUGUAAAUGACUUGCUGCAACCUAUCGUAGCAAAAGGAAGAAUCAUUCUUUAUACAAGACUAGGUUGCCAGGAAUGCAAAGAGGCUAGGCUGUUCUUGUACAGAAAGCGGCUUAGGUAUGUUGAAAUUAAUGUCGACGUUUAUCCAAGUAGAAAGCUGGAGCUGGAAAAGAUUAGUGGUUCUUCAGCUGUUCCAAAGGUCUUAUUCAAUGAGAUACUUAUUGGAGGUUUGAGUGAGAUGAAAAACUUGGAUGAGACUGGCAAGCUCAAGGACAAGAUAGAUUAUCUAAUUGCUGAGGCACCAUCGCCUGAAGCUCCUUUACCGCCUCUUUCUGGCGAAGACGACGCGUCUAAUAGUGGGGCUAUUGAUGAGCUGGCCAUUGUUGUUCGGAAGAUGAAAGAAUCAGUUCCUGUCAAGGAUCGAUUCAGUAAAAUGCGCAGGUUCACUAGCUGUUUUCUUGGUUCAGAAGCUGUAAAUUUCAUAUCAGAGGACCAAUACCUGGAAAGGGAAGAGGCUAUUCAAUUUGGUAGAAAGCUCGCCAGCAAACUCUUCUUUUAUCAUGUUCUUGAUGAGAAUGAAUUUGAGGACGGUAAUCACUUGUAUCGAUUUCUGGACCACGACCCGAUUGUAUCAACACAGUGUUACAACAUUCCUAGAGGUAUUAUAGAUGUGAAGCCAAAGCCCAUAAUUGAAAUAGCAUCGCGAUUGAGAUUUCUAUCCUAUGCAAUCUUUGAUGCUUACACCUCAGAAGAUGGAAAGCAUGUGGACUAUAGAAGUAUUCAUGGAAGUGAGGAGUUUGCAAGGUAUUUGAGAACUGUAGAGGAACUCCAAAGGGUAGAAUUGCAGGGCAUGCCUAGGGAGGAGAAGCUUGCCUUUUUUAUUAACCUCUACAACAUGAUGGCAAUCCAUGCUAUACUGGUGUGGGGUCAUCCGGCUGGAGCACUGGAACGUAAGAAGUUAUUUGGAGAUUUCAAGUAUGUUGUUGGUGGAUGCACCUAUUCACUUUCUGCCAUCCAAAAUGGUAUUCUUCGGGGCAAUCAGCGACCGCCUUACAACCUCAUGAAACCGUUUGGUGCCAAAGAUAAACGAUCCAAGGUGGCUCUUCCAUAUCCAGAGCCUCUUAUUCACUUUGCACUUGUAUGUGGCACUCGGUCUGGACCAGCUCUUCAAUGCUAUUCACCUGGGAAUAUUGACAAAGAGUUGACGGAGGCAGCUUGCCUUUUCUUAAGAAGUGGGGGAUUUUAUUACGAUCCGAAUACCAAGGUUGCCUCUGUCAGCAAGAUCCUAAAGUGGUUCCGUGUAGAUUUCGGGAAAAACGAGGUGGAAGUGCUUAAGCAUGCAUCAAACUAUCUAGCCUCGCAGGACUCCGAGGCCCUGCUGGAGAUGCUUUCGAGCAAUCAAUUGAAGGUGACAUACCAGCCAUAUGACUGGGGAGCGAAUUGCUAAG